Phyllostomus hastatus (greater spear-nosed bat) is the source of this 1824-nucleotide messenger RNA. RefSeq names its product NOBOX oogenesis homeobox (gene NOBOX). The record is from RefSeq and is a predicted model, not a curated record. Lineage: Eukaryota; Metazoa; Chordata; Mammalia; Chiroptera; Phyllostomidae. Gene Ontology annotation, biological process: regulation of transcription by RNA polymerase II. The transcript is spliced from 7 exons. Gene Ontology annotation, molecular function: DNA-binding transcription factor activity, RNA polymerase II-specific; RNA polymerase II cis-regulatory region sequence-specific DNA binding. Bases 1 to 1824 code for a protein of 607 amino acids.
AUGGCAAGCCCGGAGGGUGCGCCUGGAGUUGUUCCCCAUUCUGUGCGUGGACAGCUCAAAGCUUACGUGGGAAGCAGCAAACCCCCUUUGUCCGGACUCUUCCGUCUCCUCGGUGCUAAGGUCCGUGGGUGCUGGCUCCCCACAGGCCCGGAAGGCGGAGGCAAGCCCCUGGCUGCUGGGCCGGAGCAGGAAAGCCCGCUGCUGCCGCCGUUGCCCAGCUCAGCGCCCCCCACUCAGGGCGUCCCAAGUGGGGAGCCCCCCGCCUCCUGCGCUGUCUCCGGGGAGAAGCCGUCCUCGGGGGCCCCUGGAGCGAUGAGCGGGGCCGAUGCUGCUGGGGGGUCCGAGGCUGCCCACAGACAGAGGGCGCAACCUCAGGGAGAAGGGUGCCCCCUCCCUCGGAGAGAGGCCAAGGCCGGGAAGAGGCCCCCCUCUCCGGGCUCCGGGAAGCAGAAGUCGUCUACUACGGCCGGCGGUCCAGCCUCGCCGUCACCUCCCUCGGCCCAGCCCGCACACAACCCGGUGCCCUGUGGCUCAGGCCGGGGGUCCUGCCACCUGGCCAACCUCCUCAGCACACUGGCCCAGAACAGCCAGAACACGGACCCGAAGAGGCCCCCAGAAGUGACCUGCCAAGCUCGGAAAAAGACUCGAACCCUGUACCGCUCAGACCAGCUGGAGGAGCUGGAAAGGCUAUUCCAAGCAGACCACUACCCGGACAGUGAUAAGCGCCGGGAGAUUGCCCAGACAGUGGGGGUCACCCCCCAGCGCAUCAUGGUAAGAGGGGUGUGGUUCCAGAACCGCAGAGCCAAGUGGCGGAAAGUGGAGAAACUGAACGGGAAGGAGGGCAAGGGCAGUGCGGCAGCCCCCGCCCCCGGCCCCGCCCCCGGCCCUGCCGGCAGUCAGUGCAGCGCCGGCGCUGACCUGCCACCUGCUGCGCCCAUGGACCCGCAGCUGGGCGCCUUCCCUCAGGAGCCCCCUCUGGACACUCUCCCAGAUCCCCCCAUGCUGCUGACAUCCGACCACACUCUGGCCCCAGCCCCCCAGACCGAGGGUGCUCAGGGGGUGACAGUCACCCCACCCCUCUUCAGCCCCCCACCCGUCCGGAGAGCCAGCCUUCCCUUCCCCUUCGGCCCCGUGCACACCCCCCAGCUGACGCCCCUGCUGAUGGAUGCUCUUGGCAGUGACAGCAGCCACAAGGAUGGCUUCUGCGGGUCCUGGGGGACAAGUGUCACACCGCCCCCCACCUGCUCAUUCCUGGAAGAGCUGGAGCCCCAGGACUACCAUCAGGGGCUGUCCCAGGUCUCUCAGGCGCCGCAGCCCCAGCUCUUCCAGACCCCGCAGCCCCAGCUGCCGUACCUGCACCCCUUCGCCGUCCCCUCGCCCAGCUCGCUGACGCCGCCGCUGCUGGAGGACCCUUUCUUCCCACUGCCCUACGGGCCCGGUGCGGGUGCCUCGCAGAGCUACUUCCCAGCACCCCCAGGAGGGCAGGUCCUGCUGCAGCCACCUGCCGGGAACCUGGGUACAGUCCCCUGGAGCGACCCUUGCUUGCCAGAACUGCCCUUCCCUGGUCCCUUCUGGCCACAAACCCUGGGGCAGCCCCCAGGAGGGGACGGGUACUUUCCCGACGUGUUCCUGGCUCCCUGUGCUCAGGCUGCGACCCCACAGCCCUCUCCGGGGCCCAGCCAGCUGCCUGCGGGAGCCAGACCUGGAGCUGGGCCCUCCCUCAAUAGGGGCCAGGAGGAGCUUCCCCAGCCUGCCACUGCCGUGGAGCAGCACCCGGCCCCAGAGGAGGGCCAAGAGGAGGACAAGGGCAGCCAGGGCCCCUAG